AUGGACAGCACCGACCUUGAGGCUGUGCAUCCGGCAGAGCCUGUCAUGGACGAGGCAUCUGACGCCGAUCGAGAAGUUCUCCGCUCUCGCAAGCCUCUUCGCGAGGAGAUCGAAGUCCUCAUCGACCCAUACCGUAACUCGACAGAAGAGCCCCCCUUCACAUCAGACGAAUUGGUCGUCAUGACUAUCAUCUCCAGCGACUUUGUAUGGAUGUCCAAAGAAGAGAUUUUCAGGGCGAUCAUCACGACUUAUCCGUAUUUCAUCGCUCGUGCAGUCGAUCAUAGCGUCCACAGGCUGCGCAGGUACGACGACACCGAUUGCAUCAUGGAUCCCAAAGACGAGGUGGAGUCAGUGCGUAGAUCCAAUUCCGCAUUCGAUCGUUUACAAAGUUCCGCUCAUGGUGAGAGGAGAAAAAGGCGCAAAUGGCUUUGUUGAGGUCAGGUCUUGCCACUAUUCGAUUCGGGCCUCUCAGGCGCGCAGAUUUCUUGAGAAACGGCUGUGCAAAGAGCGCAAGGGCAUCUUCCGCUUCUUGGACUUGCCUGCAGAGAUCCGCAAUUCCAUCUAUGAGGAGCUAUUGGUCUAUCCGAGCCCAGGGCUGCGGAUCAGAGGCCGUCUUGAGGGGACAGUUUCCCAUCGCGUUGGCGACGAAGUCGGAGGAAGUGUGGGCUGGUACACCGACAUCGAUACCUCCAUCCGUACCUCCAUUGAUUGGGGCAGGGAUCUCGACCGCACCGGACCUUGCUUCAAAUGGCCCAACCGCCUCAUGUGGCCAGUAGUUGAACUGUGUCAUCUCGACCUGGAAGUUCCGGUUACCUGUCGGCAGAUAUACCGAGAAGCAAUGCCCAUCUACUACGGACUCAAUUCUUUCUCCAUCGAUUCUCGGUCGAUUCUCGAUGGGACUUUGCGAGGGUUUCCAGCCGCCGCAAAGCCCCAUAUCAAGCGUCUUCAUCUACUGUUGGGCUGUCGCGAGCCUGCUGGUCUCCCCAUCGUCCACUUUCCUCGUUUGGAUUUCAAGCUUGACGAGCUUCGACUUACCAUAAAGGAUAAGGACUGGUUCAGCUUUGGAUACAACCCUGAAUACGAUAACUACGCGAGGGUUGGUGGAAUGGACUCUAUAGUCGCACUUGCUGCAAACGCAGAGGUGGUGGAGGUAGAUUCGACCGGCACUCCCGGUGAGCGCAUGGACGAUUGCAGGAUCUUCCAGCAGUUCAUCUCGACUGCGAGGUUACAGUCCAACGGAGGCGAUGAAUCGUCCAGCUCUGAUGGACCCGACAAGGCAAGAAACGAUUUUGAAGAAGCAUAA
Lecanosticta acicola is the source of this 1303-nucleotide messenger RNA. The record is from the annotation of a GenBank genome assembly. NCBI's taxonomy places the organism in Eukaryota, Fungi, Ascomycota, Dothideomycetes, Mycosphaerellales, Mycosphaerellaceae.